This is a messenger RNA of Ruditapes philippinarum (Manila clam), 600 nucleotides long. Its product is annotated as hexokinase type 2-like. Gene Ontology annotation, cellular component: mitochondrion; cytosol. Bases 1 to 600 code for a protein of 199 amino acids. The record is from RefSeq and is a predicted model, not a curated record. Gene Ontology annotation, molecular function: fructokinase activity; glucokinase activity; mannokinase activity. The transcript is spliced from 5 exons. Gene Ontology annotation, biological process: glucose 6-phosphate metabolic process; glycolytic process; intracellular glucose homeostasis. NCBI's taxonomy places the organism in Eukaryota, Metazoa, Mollusca, Bivalvia, Venerida, Veneridae.
AUGCUGUUGAUGGUGUAUGCCUGUAUGAAAGAGAAUUUGUUUGAUGCAUUUUUUCUACCAGAGGAGAAAAUUGUGAAGGUUCAACACCUACUGAAUGAGGAGAUAAACUUGCAGCUACAUCCAGACACCCACGCUGACAACCCACUCAAACUUUAUCCUUCCUACAUAGAGGAGGUUCCAGAUGGCACAGAGAGUGGACAGUUUCUAGCUGUUGAUAUUGGUGGUACACGUUGCCGUGUACUUUUAGUGGAUGUACACAAUGGCAAAACAUCAGCAAAAGUGAUUAAAGAAGAUCUUCCUGCUAAAUGUUACACUGGCUCGGGAGUGCAGGUGUUUGAUUUUAUAGCAGAAAAACUGCAUCAACUUCUGACAGAAUGUAAACUGCAGAACACACCAGAGCCAAUCCAGCUUGGAUUCACCUUCUCCUUUCCAAUAAAAACUAGUGCCCUAGAAAAAGCUAUUCUUGUAAAUUGGACAAAGGAUUACCGUGGUGAUGAUGUGAUUGGAAUGGAAGUUGGGCAGUUGUUAGAAGAUGCCAUUAAACGAAGAGGCGUACUGGGACCAAUGGUUGCUGUUUUGAACCUAUUGAGAAUUGUGUAG